Dermatophagoides pteronyssinus (European house dust mite) is the source of this 579-nucleotide messenger RNA. RefSeq lists its product as uncharacterized. The record is from RefSeq and is a predicted model, not a curated record. Lineage: Eukaryota; Metazoa; Arthropoda; Arachnida; Sarcoptiformes; Pyroglyphidae.
AUGAAUUCAAAUCAAUUAUCGGUUGAAGCAUUUUUUUUCGAUAAAUUUGAACGUUUUAAACGUAUUACAUUACCAACAGCAUUUUCUGGUCUUAGUAGUUUAUUACCUGGCCUUUCAUCACCUGGUAUACGUGUUUGUAUUAAUUUUAAUUCACAAUAUCCACAAGGUUAUCAACAGAAUACCUGCUUCCUAUGCGAUGUUUAUCGUUUUAAUUCGAUUGCAUAUCAAUGUACUGGACAGACCCAAAUACCUGGUAAUAUUAAUUUUACACAAGCAAAUUGUAUAAUGAAUUCAUGUCAACCAAUGAUGUAUGGUGCUGGUGCUGGUGGUGGUAUUGGAGGUGGUGGUGGAUCAUUUAUGACAAAUCGUUAUCAAUUACCAAUAAAUAUUGGUCAUUUAACAUUACCACCAUCAUCAUCAUCAUCAUCAUUACCUCAACCAAAAUUUGGUCUAUUUCAAUCACAAGCAUUAUUACAACAACAUUAUCAACAACAAUUACAAUUACAACAACAACAACAGCAACAACAAUUACAACAACAACAACAACAACAACAACAACAAAAUAAACCAAUACCAUAA